Molecule: messenger RNA, 2176 nt
Organism: Dictyostelium purpureum
Lineage: Eukaryota; Evosea; Eumycetozoa; Dictyosteliales; Dictyosteliaceae
Product: propionyl-CoA carboxylase
Exons: 4
Coding region: 1-2109 (702 amino acids)
Cellular component (GO): mitochondrion
Molecular function (GO): metal ion binding; ATP binding; propionyl-CoA carboxylase activity
Source: RefSeq, a predicted model, not a curated record
AUGAACAGAUUAUUCAAUAUUCAAUCUGUUAUUAAAAAACAAGUAGGAUGGUCAAACUCAAGAAGCUUCCACUCUACCUCACCAAACUUUAUGUUUGAAAAAAUUUUAAUUGCAAAUAGAGGUGAAAUUGCAUGCAGAGUUAUGGAAACUUGUCAAAAAAUGGGUAUUAAAACUGUUGCUAUUCAUUCAGAUGUUGAUAAAAAUGCUAAGCACGUUCAAUUAGCUGAUGAAGCUAUUUGUGUAGGUCCAGCUCCAACUUCAGAAUCAUAUCUUAAUAUCGAAGCUAUUAUUGAAGCAAUUAAAAUGACAGGUGCUCAAGCUGUUCAUCCAGGUUAUGGUUUCCUUUCAGAAAACGCCAAAUUUGUUAAAGAAUUAGAAAAGAUUGGUGUCACUUUUAUUGGUCCAGGUUCAUAUGCUAUGCAUGCUCUUGGUGAUAAAAUUGAAUCAAAAAGAAUUGCUAAAGAAGCUGGUGUAAGUGUUGUUCCAGGUUUUAUUGGUGAAGUCGAUGGUAUCGAUCAUGUUAUCAAGAUUGCAAAUGAUAUUGGUUAUCCAGUUAUGGUUAAAGCUUCAGCUGGUGGUGGUGGUAAAGGUAUGAGAAUUUGUAGAAACGAUGAAGAUGUUAAAAUUGGUUUCAGACUUUCAAAACAAGAAGCCAAAUCAUCAUUUGGUGAUGAUAGAAUGCUUAUUGAAAAAUAUAUCGAACACGGUAGACACAUUGAAAUUCAAAUUUUAUCAGAUGGUGAUAAUGCCCUUUAUUUCCCAGAAAGAGAAUGUUCAAUUCAACGUCGUAAUCAAAAAGUUAUUGAGGAAGCUCCAUCAUCAUUCAUUACACCAGAAGUUCGUGAACGUAUGGGUAAAGAAGCUGCUGCUUUAGCAAAUAAAGUCGGUUAUAAAUCAGCUGGUACUGUAGAGUUCCUUGUUGAUAGCGAACGUAAUCAUUACUUUUUAGAAAUGAACACUCGUCUUCAAGUAGAACAUCCAAUUACUGAAGAAAUCACUAAACAAGAUCUUGUCGAACAUAUGAUUCGUGUUGCUUAUGGUGAAAAAUUAAAGAUUAAACAAGAAGAUCUCAAGAUUCACGGUUGGGCUAUGGAAUCUCGUGUUUAUGCCGAAGAUCCAUAUCGUAAUUUCCUUCCAUCAAUUGGCAGAAUUAAGAAAUAUAUUCGUCCAAGCGGAACUGGUGUUCGUAUCGAUGGUGGUAUCUUUGAAGGUGCUGAAAUUUCAACUUAUUACGAUCCACUCAUCAGUAAACUUAUUACCUAUGGUGAAGACAGAAAGACCGCUAUCACUAGAAUGAAGAGAGCUCUCGAUGAAUACUUUAUCGAAGGUGUUAACCACAACGUUCCAUUCCUCCGUGACGUUAUGGAAAAUAAAGAUUUUAUGGAAGGUGAUAUCAAUACUUCAUUCAUCCCACAAGAGUACCCAGAGGGUUUCAAAGGUUAUAACUUUACACCAAAACAAAUUCAAUCACUUUCAAUCGCUGGUGUUUUAUUACGUUUCAUCGAACAACACAAGAGCCUUACCAACUCUUCAAAUUCUAACCGUACUUCAUCAGUUAGUCCAGAUAUUGUUUACAUUGCUAAAGUUGGUAAUGUCAGCAGCCCACUUCAAUUUGUUCCAUCAGAAGAUGGUUCAAAUAAUAAAUUCUUUGCCCAAUUCCUCAACGAAGAAGGCGACGCCAUUAAAGACUCUGAUGUUACAGUUGAACUUGUUGACUCUACCCCACAAUUCAUGAAAUUAAAAAUUGGUAGUUCUAUUCACCGUUUCCAAAUUCAUAAAAAAGGUAUCACUUCAUUCACUAUUCAAUACCACGGUACUAAGAUUCCAGUAACUGUCUUAUCACCAGAAGAAGAUUCGCUUUCAAAAUACAUGCCAGUUAAGAAAUCUGUUGAUAAUUCUAACUCACUCUUAUCACCAAUGCCAGGCACCGUUUUAUCAUUUGCUGUUAAACCAGGUGACAAGGUUGUUGUUGGUCAAGAAUUAUGUAUUGUUGAAGCUAUGAAAAUGCAAAAUGUUCUCCGUGCUCCAAGAGAUUGUGAAAUUAAAUCAAUUACUGUUAAACCAGGCCAAGUUGUUGCUGUCGAUGAGGUUUUAGUUGAAUUUAAAUAAACAAAGUAUAUUAUAAAAAAUAAAACAACAAAAAAAAAAAAAACAAAAUUAUAAUUUAAUAAAAAAA